AAUAUUAUUGAUGAAACAGUGUAUCGACAUAUUUUGUUAAAUAGUAAGGAAAUGGGAGGUAAUCCAUACCGACUUAAAACCAACCAUGGGAAAUAAUUACGCGUCAUGUGACUCAAGUACAAAAUACACACUCUGAUCACGUGAUUCCAGAUUCACAAGCAGCUGUGAAACAGCUGAUCGACUAAUGGAAAGUUUCACUUAAAUACUAACAAAAAUUGUGUAUUAAAAGUGAUUUCAUUGGAAAGGAUGAUGUCGCCUGCUAUCGUUUGAACAAGUUGUUAGCGAUGUAACUUAUCUGUGUUAUAUAAGAGGUGGUGUACAUAAAUGCAGACGACGAUUAGAAAAGGGACGCUGGGUUACGAGGAGUGGUUUGACAUUUCGAUACCUUACGAGACCUUACGAGAAUUCAGAUUUCUUAAGAUAACCCGGGUAUAAUAAAAAGCACUCGAUAAAGCUUAUAUUUUAAUUUAAGUUUAUUUAUGCGAUACCGUUUAAUGCCCGGAGGUUUUAUUAUUCUGCGUUACAGCGCACAUAAAUAAUAUAAAAGAAAAAUAUUGGAACGUAAGAAUUAUUUGCAUGGAACGAGUGAAUUCAAGUGUUCAUCAGCUUCGGACAGUUAUUGUACAUGUGUAUGGAAAAGAAACUACAAACUGUGUUGAAUGUUUAGUGUGUCAUAUUAGCAUUGUUUCUGACUCAGACGACAACAAGUAAAAUACAAAGUUUCUACCGGAAGUUGACUGUAGAGCGCACUGGAGGACUUGUAUAUGAUGAGACAGUUUAAUAUUACAUGACGGAUACUGCUGAUCAAACCAUGGGAGGCGGAAGGGAAAAAGACGCCAACGGGAAAGAGACUCGAAAUGGCGACGGUAUUCAAAAAUCGCCAAAGAAUGAAAAUAGACGGAAGUCGAUGUCGAAAGAAAAUACACCUGUUCCACCCCCGGACGGUGGGUGGGGUUGGAUGGUUGUUCUGUCAUCGUUCUUGAUACAUAUAAUAGCUGACGGCAUUGUUUAUUCAUUUGGAAUAUUUUACAUGGAAUUUCUAGAAUAUUACAAAGGAGGAAAAGGAGAAACAGCCUGGGUCGGUUCAUUGGUACCCGGCGUUACGUUAAGUGUUGGUCCAUUGGCGAGUAUUCUGACUAACAAGUAUGGUUGCCGGGUUACCACAAUAGCCGGCGCUAUUAUUGCAGCUGCGGGGUUUGUGCUCAGCCUAUUUGCUCCUAACCUUUACUUCCUGUAUUUCAGUUUCGGUAUUAUGGCAGGUCUUGGAUUCGGCCUAAUAUAUUUACCAGCAAUUGUUAGUGUCGGAUAUUACUUUGAAGAAAAGCGUGCCUUUGCGACAGGCCUUGCUGUUUGCGGCAGUGGUCUUGGUGCCUUUAUUUUCAAUCCAUUUUCAAAAUAUUUGAUCGACGAGUUCGGUUGGCGAGGUGCAAUAUUGAUCGAAGCAGGCAUUAUAUUAAACUGUGUUUUGUGCGGAGCUUUGUUCAGGCCAUUAGAACAUCCCAAAGCUUCUCAAAAUAGUGAUACUGCUAAGAAACCACCUUUAGAUUCACAGCUUGUAAAAGACAGUCUUGAACUUGAAUUAUUUGUAAGUAAUGGUACCACUGUGACGUCACAACCGUCGUCACCAACCCGUGAUAUUACUCCAUUUAGUUUAGAGCCCCCACAUAAAGACACUGCUAUAUUCCGAAGUGAUGGCGCGUUACAUCGUUCUACACACAAACCGAUGACGCCAUCACCCCUAACGAUGGACCAAACACAAGGCACUAAUUCCUCUACGCAGCCUCAUCUUAGACGACUACUUUCAGAAGAACAUCAUUAUCAUCAUCAUCGCCAUAGUAACCAGCACGCGCCAUUCCGUUCUCAUAGAAAUUUGGUGCUUG
Molecule: messenger RNA, 1880 nt
Organism: Ruditapes philippinarum (Manila clam)
Lineage: Eukaryota; Metazoa; Mollusca; Bivalvia; Venerida; Veneridae
Product: monocarboxylate transporter 5-like
Biological process (GO): monocarboxylic acid transport; transmembrane transport
Molecular function (GO): monocarboxylic acid transmembrane transporter activity
Source: RefSeq, a predicted model, not a curated record